CGCCGCUCCCGGGUCUCACCCUGCCACCCCCUUGCUCUGCGUGCGCUGGUGGCUUUGCGUCUCUCGCCUCCUGUCUCUGGAUCUUGUGUUCUCUGCAUCUGCAUUUGCAAUACCCGCCAUCUGACUGUGCAUAUGUAACGUGAACUUCUCUGGGAAUCUUUGUGACCCACUGCUGUGAGGAGAUCCAAGGAAGACACCCCUUCUCUGGAAACUGGAAAUGGGGUUGGUAUCGUUUGAGGAUGUAGCAGUGGACUUCACAUGGGAGGAAUGGCAGGAUCUGGAUGCUGCUCAGAGGACCCUCUACAGAGAUGUCAUGCUGGAGAAUUACAAUAGCCUGGUAUUCUUGGGGCACUGUAUAACCAAACCUGAGUUAAUCUUCAACUUGGAACAUGGGUUUGGGCCAUGGAGUGGAGCUGAUGCCUCAGUCUGGGACUUUUCAGGUGUCCAUAAAAUGAGUGACAUAACUAAGAAUAGCCAAGAAAAUGAAGAGAGACAUUACUGGCAAGUCGAAAUCACCAACACCAAUACAUCUCAUGAAGACGUGGUUGAAGCAGAAAUAAAGGUUCAUGAGGAGAUCCACCGAGGGACAAAAUUCUAUGAAUGUGAAGUUUGUUUGGAAGCAUUUUACCUGAAGUCACAGUACAGCACAAAUCAGAACUAUCACACAUGUGAGAAACCAUAUGAAUGUAAGGAAUGUAAAGAAACAUUCUGUUAUAAGUCUACCCUCAGACAGUAUCGGAGACUUCGUAGAGGUGAGAAACCCCAUGUGUGUAUAGAAUGUGGAAAAACUUUCUACUGCAAAUCACAUCUCACUGUACAUCAGCGAACUCACACAGGCGAAAAGCCUUAUGAAUGUAAAGAAUGCAAGAAAGCAUUCUACAGCAAGUCACAGCUCAAUGUACAUCUCAGAAUUCAUACAGGUGAAAAGCCUUAUGGAUGUAAAGAGUGUGGGAAAGCUUUCUACCGUAAUUCUGACCUCACUGUACAUCAAAGGACUCAUACAGGUGAGAAACCAUAUGAAUGCAAAGUAUGCAAUAAAGCUUUCUACUGCAAUUCACAGCUCACUGUACAUCACAGAACUCAUACAGGGGAGAAGCCUUAUGAAUGUAAAAUAUGCACUAAAGCUUUCUACUGCAAGUCACAACUUGCUGUGCAUCAGAGAACUCAUACAGGUGAGAAGCCCUAUGCAUGUAAAGAAUGCAGGAAGGCUUUUCAGUGCAGGUCAGACCUCACUCGACAUCGGAGAACUCAUACUGGUGAGAGACCAUAUGAAUGUAAUGAGUGCAGGAAAGCUUUCUACCGCAAGUCAGACCUCACUGUACAUCAAAGAACUCAUACAGGUGAGAAGCCUUAUGAAUGUAAAUUAUGCAGGAAAGCUUUCUACUGCAACUCACAACUCACUGUACAUCACAGAACUCAUACAGGUGAGAAACCUUACAUAUGUAAAGAAUGCAGGAAAGCCUUCCAAUGCAAGUAUGAACUCACUCGACAUCAGAGAACACAUACAGGUGAGAAGCCUUACAUAUGUAAAGAAUGCAAGAAAGCUUUCUACUCUAAGUCAGAUCUUACUCGACAUCAGAAAACUCAUGCAGGUGACAAACCUUUAAUGUAAAGAAUACACUUAAAGCUUACCACAGUAAGUUAGUCCUUAACUGGAAUCAGAAAAUGCAUAUACAAAAGCUUUUUACCAUAAUUCAGACCCUACUCAAUAUCAGAGAAUUCAUACAGCUGCAAGAAACCAUGAAUGUAAAGAAAAUAAGAAAGUCUUCUACUUCAACUCAUCUCUUUGUACAUACCUGUGAAUCUGGGAACUGUAAGAAAAUUUUGUGUGAUCAGUCAAACCUCCCUUGACAUCACAUAUUACAUACAGCUGAAUUACUUUGAAUAUAAAGUAUAUUGUAACAAUUGUUUUUUUUUUCCCAUAAAGUACACUCAUUGGGCAGGAAAGAUCAUACAUUUAGACUUUAUAAAUGUAAAUAAUAUAGAAAACUAUGAUACCUAAGUCAGAUCUCAGUCUACAUCAGAAAACUCAAAAGUGUGAGGUCAGUUACAGCUUUUCAUCCCAGCCCAUUUGGGUGAUCUUGGUAGAGGUUCAUUGGACUCAACGUGAGCAACAGAGCAAGACAACUAUCAAGGAAAAAAAAUGUAGGGAAGGCAGCCAUGGUGACAUAUGCCUUUACUUCCAGCACUCAGAAGGCUGAUGCAGACAGAUCACUUUGAGGCCAGCCUAGUCUACAUAGUGAGUUGCAGGACAACCAGGGCUACAUAAUGAGACCAUGUCUCAAAAAAAAAGCAAAACUUGAAAAUUUUCUCCUGGAAAUGUUCUUAAAUGACUACAACCCAUAUUGGUGUUAAACCAUAAGGAAAUA
Nannospalax galili (Upper Galilee mountains blind mole rat) is the source of this 2369-nucleotide messenger RNA. RefSeq names its product zinc finger protein OZF. The transcript is spliced from 6 exons. The coding region runs from base 218 to 1612 and encodes 464 amino acids. Gene Ontology annotation, molecular function: DNA-binding transcription factor activity, RNA polymerase II-specific; RNA polymerase II cis-regulatory region sequence-specific DNA binding. NCBI's taxonomy places the organism in Eukaryota, Metazoa, Chordata, Mammalia, Rodentia, Spalacidae. Gene Ontology annotation, biological process: regulation of transcription by RNA polymerase II. The record is from RefSeq and is a predicted model, not a curated record.